GAAAGCAGAGCUGUGAUGCAGGCAGUGAAUCACAUGAGCAGGGAUCUGUUUACAAACUGAGAGCUGUAGAUGAGAAGUGGAGAAGAGAGACGAGGAAGCAGAGGGUGAAUGUGAGAGGGAAAUCCAGGAGAGGAAAAGAGGGUCUGAAACAGCAUUAACGGAGCUGUCCUGGUGUGUUUCAUACGUCAGUGUUUUCAGCAUUCAGAGCAGGAAGGCAGAGGAAGAUAUGAGGAACUGUUUUCCACAGGAACACUAAGAGGCUGCUCGCCUGCCUGGUUGGCUGGCUGGCCAUGCUGCUGGGGAACCCAUCCAUGUCCUUGCCUUUGUUUCUCCGUAAUUAGCCACAGCAGGUUUUCACAGCCAGCGAGAAGGAGACGUGGAGAUCUAAAGGAAGAUCAACAUGGAGAUCUAAAAGACAAGAGAGGAAAAGGCUGAAGAAAAAAGACAAGGAAGAGGGACGGAAAAGCCUUGUGACAAUGUUUUGAAGCGGAGUAAAAGAAGAAGCAGUGACUGCCAGUGGUUCAUAAGUGCAUGGGAUUUGGAGUAUAUUUCUUCAUCUUGUCAAAGACAUUAGUGUCCUCUCACCCACACAACUCCACACUGGUUUCUUUGUCAUGCACUGGGAAGACACAAAGGAAUACUCAGAUCUCUACCUCUGAUACGUGUACAGUUGAUGAGGCCGUAUCACGUUUGUGAGGGUAAAUCAUCGCAGCACACACACUGCAGUAUCAGAGUUCAGAUGGGCAGCUGGUUUUUUGAGGAAGAUCUUCUAAAGGAGCUGAGAAUCUCCAUUCAGCUGCCCUAAGUCCACAACUGCAGCUAUCAGCUAUCAGAGCAAUAAUCCCAGAAAAGUUGUGGAAGUUUCUGACACUGGAGAGGUCCUGGCCCCAGACCACCAACGUGGGCCAUCCAGACAUCUGCGUGUUUGAUGCAUCCUGUUCAGUGGUGUUACGGGUGUCUGUGUGACUUUGAACUGCAGGACUCUGACCCCUACUGCAAAAUGACAUCCGAACAGCUCUUCCACCUGCCGCUCAACGUCUACAUCAUCAUCCUGGGCAUCGGCCUCUUCAUCCUCAUGCUCAGCCUUAUCUUCUGCUGCUACCUGUUUAGACUGAGGAGACAAGGUGCAAGAGAAAACUAUGGCUACAAUGAGGUUGUUUUGAAAGGAGCGGGAAAAAAACUGAGCCUUCUUGGUCAAACAUGUGCAGUGUGUCUAGAAGAGUUUCGCAGCAGGGACGAGCUUGGAGUGUGCCCAUGUUCUCAUGCUUUUCACAAAAAAUGUCUGCUAAAAUGGUUAGAGAUCCGCAGCGUGUGCCCGAUGUGCAACAAGCCCAUUUGUCGCAUCCAGCCCGAACCACCACAAGCACCUGAGCGGCCGCAAAGUCUCCUGGAGGUCUGAGACAAGGAACUGUGUCCAGAACACUGAUUCAUCUGCAGGCACUUAAAACUGUUUUGCACAGAUCCUGUCCCACUGUCUGACAGUCGUUUUAGUGAUGCAAAUACAGUAUAUAGAAAUCUGAGUUUUUUAAAGCAGAGCCUUCCUGCAAGUGGAAUUUCAUUGGAAUAUAUGUGUAAAACUGAUCAUAAAGUGUCAAAGACUACCUGGAAAUGAUAUGAAGGGACUUUGCCGCAAUGAGACACAGGAGGUAACUGUAAGGAUAUUUCAUCAAGACACAACAUGGUGGAUGUGAUGUGUGGUAGCACUAGCACUGCCUUCCACUUGCCUCGGAGGUCAGAACUUAGAGCUUGAAAUGACCACACGUGGGUUGACUGUGCCCCAGUUGCAAGCUGUACUACCAGUUAGUAUGCUGACUGGCCAGACUAGCUGAUGCUAGCAAUUGCAGCUAAUAACGACGCAAUAUGUUGUCAUUUGUGCAUCCAAAUGCUGCAGUAGCGUACUUACUGAUAGAGACUGGACAGUGUAACUGAUACAAAUUUACAGAGGUGUUCAUUACCACAACUGUUACCUCUCUUUAUGCCCAGAGCAUCCAUGUUGGAUCACGAGAUUGGGAGCUGGUGAGGUUCUUCUCACAUUCCGAGUCUGAAAUCUGACUUCAUUUUAACUUUCCUACUGGGAAUUCUGAAAUUCUGACUUCCGAGUUCAAAUGGAGCAUACCAUAAUUAUAAUAAAAAGUUUAGAUAAUUGCCUAAUACUCAAAGCUAACAUACAAGUGCCUUAAAAGCUACAUUUUCAUUAAAGCCCUCUAAAACGAGUCUGUGUGAACAGGAUUGGUUGUAAGAUGGCUAAUUCCACUUCAGGUGUGUAGUCUUAGCAUUGUUUAAAUUUAAUCUGUUAAGAGGAUAAAUGGUUGGAUUUCUUUUCAUUAAACUUACAAGAGAAAAAAAGCAAAAACAUUUAUAGAAAUUUCAUGGGAUAUACAAUAGAUUUGUGUAGAAGUUCUUUCAGUUCUAAGGGUAAAUGUAUCAGGACAUAACAGAAAAAAAUGAUCUAGUCUUUACCACAUCUUAAAAUUAGGUAAAUACAACCUCAGAUGAACCAUAUAACACUGCCAUUUUAUUUAAUAAACAGUAAGCUAAAUUGCCGUUGCAUUGUGUAAACAACUAAGUAGACUAUGUGAUAUAUUAUCUUGUGAAAAACUAGCAGUGGUAACUUGAAAUAAUCAUUUUCUAUUUUGUCUCACAUUUUUAUGGAGGUAUUUUGGUCCACCCUUCUUUACAACGUUGCUUAGCUCAUUGAGGUUUGCAGCAUUCAUUCAUGCAGAGCUUUGUUAAAGCGCAGGCUGAGGUCUGAAUUUUCACUGUGUCAUUGCAACACGUUGAGUCUAUUUCAGCCAUUCUGUAGCAGACUUGUUGCUGUACGUGGGACCAGUGUCCUGUCUCAUGACUCAGUUUUGGCCAAGCUUUGUCUCACAUCUGACUCUGGAAUACUUUGUUAUACAGAGGACUUCAUAGUCCACUUAAUGACUGCAAAGUGUCCAGGUCCUGUAACUGAAAAACAAGCCCUGAUCAUCACCCCUCCACCACUAUGCUUGACAGUUAGUAUGAGGUGUUUUGUGUUGAUGUGCAGUGUUUGUUUUUGUCACCAAAAGUAAUUAGACAGAAAUAAACAUUGGUUGUUAAUAUUGCCCCAGUUUUCCUCAUCAGAUGACAUGUUAAAAGUGACAAACAUCAGCCAUACCAAUAUAUAAUGUCAAUAUAUUGUGCAUCCCUACUUAAUUCCUAUGGAAACAGUAAGGGUGAACAUAGGUAUUUAAAAUCUUACUUGUGCACUUUGGCUUAGUUUUUGUAAAAUAGAUGUUUUGGAGUUCAUCUGAGAUUUUGUUACCAAAUUUUAAAAAUUGAUUUUUUAUGUUAAUGUUAUUGUCCUCUGACUUUAACAUUUAAACUUAGGUGUAUUCAAGAAGUCAAUCAAGAAAACUUUACAAAGGGAACAGCAUUUACCAUCAAUAGCAAAAUACCAGCUAACAGUAGGCUAUUGUAUAGGGAUCCACAACGGAGUGAAAAGAUACCAGCUAGCUGUCAUCAGAGAUUACAUAUUCAUCGGGCAAGUGGGGGUCAGAUACUGUAGUUUAGCUUUAAGCAUGAAUCCCUCACCAUGUCAGUUGUGGGCUCACAUUAUGGCCAGGGAGUCCACCUGGAGUGUUACUCCUGUAACUGAACUAAUGAGGUUAGUUUUUGCCUCCAGAGAAGCUUUGAUUCUGAGAUGUUUGCAUGACAAAACUCCAGCUUGCUCAUUUUUCAAUUUGCCCAAAAAUGACAAAACAGCACCCCGUGAAACUAAACACUUCUGAUCUUUUACCACAAUGUAAGAGGGGGGAAGAAGAAGAGGAUGAUGCAGCCUUCAGAGAACAAUAGUUGUUAAGACAUCAGAGCCCCCAUUUGGGUCACUGUUGUUCCAAACAUGAUAGCAUGUGCAGACUGUUAUGAAAUGUAGUUUGUAUAUAUAUAUAUAUAUAUAUAUAUAUAUAUAUAUAUAUAUAUAUAUAUAUAUACAUAUAUAUAUAAAAUAAGCACAGACUCCUAUUUAACAGAGCAUGAUAACUGUGAGCUUAGAAGUGGGAUGUGUGUUUUUUGGCUGCAUCCAUUGUCUUACAGGCAACCAGUUUCAUCCUAAUGUGAGGCUGAGUGGCGGUAGCGAUGGCCUAAAUGGCAAGCCAGCCGAGUCAUGUGGAAUCUAAAAGAAUAACUACAUGCUGUCACAUGCUUGUUUGACCAUAACUAAGUGGCUUAACCACAAAAACAACACAUUUAUAUAUAUAUAUAUAUAUAUAUAUAUAGUAUCAUAGUCAGCCUUCAAUAAAGUGUAUUGUGUGUAAAUGAUGCUUAAACACUGUCUGUUAUUUGUUAAAUGUUUGUAACUAUGCCCAAAUAAUGAUUUUUAAUUGUUGUGACAAGCAGAGGCUGUUUUCUGACUUACAAAAAACAUACAAGUGUUUUGAUAAGGUAAUUUAAAACUAAGUAUUUAGUUUUCGUUCAUUUUAGACAGUUGUGUAUUAUUAUGUCGUCACUGAGCCUGUUUACAUGUGCACCAAAAACCUAAACAUUACCUGAUUUCUGGAGCUAUCAAAUAAUGAUUCAUGUGGUCAUGUAGACAGCUAAAUCUGAUAGCUAUCCUUUAUCAGAUAACUGCCAUUAUUGGAAUAUGAAAAUCAGAUUAACACAAGUAAUAUUGUGUAGACAAAGUGAUUCUAAUAAAGAGGUAACAAGGUAAAAAGUCAUUUUUCUAACAAUUUUUUAACCAUUCUAACCAUAGUUUUAAUGCUAAUUAGCUAUUGCUAGCAUGCUAAAAUGCUAAGCUAAGAAGGUAAAGAUGAUGAACAUCAGUGAUAAACUGGCUAAAUGUUAGCAGUAAGGCUGCUGUAAACACAUUAGCAUACUGAAAUAAGCAUUUAUAUCCAAUCACAGUUUCACUCAAGAUGCUAACUCCUUUGCUUUGUUUGGUAGAGCUUAGAGGAGAAAGAAAUUUUCAAAAAGGGGUUACCCCUUUAUUCCUACAUUGCAAUAUAGUAAAAA
Molecule: messenger RNA, 4974 nt
Organism: Melanotaenia boesemani (Boeseman's rainbowfish)
Lineage: Eukaryota; Metazoa; Chordata; Actinopteri; Atheriniformes; Melanotaeniidae
Product: RING finger protein 122-like
Exons: 7
Coding region: 929-1399 (156 amino acids)
Cellular component (GO): endomembrane system
Molecular function (GO): ubiquitin protein ligase activity; zinc ion binding
Source: RefSeq, a predicted model, not a curated record